ACAUAAAAGAUGAUGCCCACUGUGCUUGCGAGUGAGUUCCUGUGCGUGCUGUGGGAAGGACUUAGAGCCCCUUUACAGACGAGUGUCAGCAAUCUUUGAAUCAGUGAAACGAUGAAGUUCUUCCUCAGAGGUCUGCUGCUCGCCUCUUUCUGUGCCCUCUCGUCUUGGAGUGUUUCAUCGGGCACACCUGUUGUGACACAGAGCCCAGAUGUUUCUGUCAGGGAGGGGGAGACUCUGAACAUCACCUGCUGCUGGACAGGGGAGUUUGAAAGAGGGACAGUUAACUGGCUGAAAAAUAAAACACUUUUAGAUAAUAAGCUUAUUUCUAAUAAGGAUAAUGUCCAAGGAUCUCUGAAAAAAAGAUCCGUCUGCUUCAACUUGACCUUUCUGAAUAUCACCAGAAAAGAUUCAGGAAGCUACACCUGCAAUUUGACAGUGGAGUUACCAGAUGUCUUUGUGGUUGAAGGAAACAGUACUGUGAUCACAGUUACAGACAGAGAGGACACAUUUGAGGAUGCAGCAAAAGAGGACAAGCCUGAAGGUUUUACCAACAGUGUCCCAAUUCCUGUGAUUAUUGCUCUGGCCGUGAUCGCUCCUUUGCUCCUCGUCACUCUUAUCUGUUUCUGCGCUCUGCGAAGGAAACAAGCAAGAGCAGCCAGGGUGAUCUACGAGGUUCCUCACAUCGACUCCGACGUGGCAGAAAUGGACAAACACAGCACCAGCUCCUCCAGGGGCUCUUCUCAGUGGUGCCAGGUUCCAGUGUAUGAAUCCUUCGACUACUUUCAGCGUGUGCAGGACAAAGAAAGCGACUGAGGAGGAAGUAUUGUCUUUUUCCUACUCUUCAACAUGUACAUAUGUAAAUAAACUCUCUCUCCGCUAA
Messenger RNA from Labrus mixtus (cuckoo wrasse), 880 nucleotides. RefSeq lists its product as uncharacterized. The record is from RefSeq and is a predicted model, not a curated record. Gene Ontology annotation, cellular component: plasma membrane. NCBI's taxonomy places the organism in Eukaryota, Metazoa, Chordata, Actinopteri, Labriformes, Labridae. Gene Ontology annotation, molecular function: signaling receptor activity. The coding region runs from base 112 to 813 and encodes 233 amino acids. The transcript has 5 exons. Gene Ontology annotation, biological process: immune response-regulating cell surface receptor signaling pathway.